AUGAAUAUUGAAAAUCUCCGCACCAUCUCCGCCCAUAAUCUCCGCACCUUUCGUCGCCAUUAUGUCUCUGAGAUCUCCGGUUCUUUAGGCGAUCUAGGGACCUUUCUUCCCCUCGCCAUCACUCUCGCCAUCAACGGAACCGUUUCUUUAUCCAGCACGCUCAUUUUCUCUGGCAUCUUCAAUAUCCUGACUGGUCUACUCUUUGGAAUCCCCCUUCCUGUUCAGCCUAUGAAGGCUAUUGCUGCCGUUGCCAUCGCCCGAUCCUUUUCUCCAGGAACCAUCGCUGCAGCGGGUUUCUUCGUCGCCAUUUGCGUCUUCAUCUUCAGCGUGACGGGGCUCUUGCGGUGGUUUGCCAAUGCCAUCCCUAUUCCUGUCGUCAAGGGUAUCCAAGUUGGAGCUGGCCUCUCCCUCAUCAUCGCAUCGGGAGGGAAUAUCCUCUCCUCGCUCAAAUGGGUGAAUCCAUCUUGGGCAGAUAACUUGAUCUGGGCCAUUGCGGCCUUUGUCUUUCUCAUUUCCACCAACGUCUAUCGAAAUGUCCCUUAUGCCUUACUGGUGUUUAUUCUCGGUUUGAUCUUUGCCAUCGCCCGCUCCGCUGUGUCUGCCAGCCUGCCCUCUUUCGAGUUCUGGCAUCCAUGGCUUGUUAUCCCCAGACCGCAUGAUUGGGUCGUUGGUGGACUUGACGCAGGUAUCGGCCAGCUCCCUCUCACCACGCUCAACUCCGUCGUGGCGGUCGUGUAUCUGGCAAGUGAUCUACUUCCGAAUGUCCCCACGCCGACCGUCACUGCUGUUGGCUUGAGCGUGGCCGGAAUGAACCUGAUAGGCUGUUGGUUCGGGGCUAUGCCUGUAUGCCACGGUUCCGGAGGACUAGCAGCUCAGUACCGAUUUGGUGCUCGUUCGGGUGCAAGUGUGGUCUUUCUAGGAGCGUUGAAGCUGAUUAUUGGUAUUUUCUUUGGCGAGUCGUUGGUCGGUCUGUUGAAACUGUUCCCUGCGGCUUUCCUGGGAAUCAUGGUCAUCGCUGCUGGACUGGAGCUAGCCAGCGUCGGGGAGAGUCUGAAUACCUCAGGAGCGAGGGAUAGCGGAAAGCAUGGAUCUGAAAUCAUUGGCGAGGGAAGCCAGGAGAUUGGACCCGUGUUUAGUGACGAUGAGCGAAAGAAGAGAUGGACGGUGAUAAUGGUCACCGUGGGCUUUCUCGUUGGGUUUAAGAACGAUGCCAUCGGGUUUGUGGCCGGGAUUCUGUGUCACUGGGCUUACCAAUUACCAUACAUUGUCGAUGGGGUGAGAGAGCGAUGGAGCCAGGGAAGAAUCCGGGUAUAG
This is a messenger RNA of Aspergillus wentii DTO 134E9, 1314 nucleotides long. Its product is annotated as putative sulfate/molybdate transporter. Gene Ontology annotation, molecular function: molybdate ion transmembrane transporter activity. NCBI's taxonomy places the organism in Eukaryota, Fungi, Ascomycota, Eurotiomycetes, Eurotiales, Aspergillaceae. Bases 1 to 1314 code for a protein of 437 amino acids. The transcript has a single exon. Gene Ontology annotation, biological process: molybdate ion transport. The record is from RefSeq and is a predicted model, not a curated record.